AAUACAAAAAUAGGAAAGGUUGAAUUUGAAUGUGAUAUUCAGUACAAAGAAAUAGCCACUGAGCAGGCAAAUACUACAGUAAAUUGUUACUACCAGUUUUAUGGAAAUAGGAAGUUGGAUUUUGAACAUGUUAAAACCGAGAUAGCCGACGACUCUCUUGAAAAUAGAGAAACUAUAUCUGAAAAUACUAAUAGAGAUCAAAUACAUGAAAUAAUUGAAUUAUCGAGUGAUGAAGACUGUGCACCCGAAAUAAUUGAAUUAUCAAGUGACGACGAAAGCCAAACACCCGAAAUAAUUGAAUUAUCGAGUGACGAAGAAGUGGUGUUUGAAGAAAACCAAACGGCUGUUUCUAGAGAUCGAACACCUGAAACAGCAGAAUAA
Molecule: messenger RNA, 381 nt
Organism: Racocetra persica
Lineage: Eukaryota; Fungi; Glomeromycota; Glomeromycetes; Diversisporales; Gigasporaceae
Source: the annotation of a GenBank genome assembly